AGGAGCCAGGCAGCGGCUGCUACAGAGAGACUGUGCGCCCAAUGUCACCGGGCGUUGGAGAUAAGAUGGAAAUGACACCCAGUUUGUCGUGGCUGUCAUCCUGUGGCCUCACCCUGACACAAUCACCUGUUCAUCCUCACCCUUUCAACCUCUCACAUCCUUCUCCUCUUCCCUCCUCCUCACCCUGUGGCCUAUUAAUACCCCACAGACACAAAAGGCUCCUUUAAAGCCCCUGCCGACUGCAGCGAGCCUGAAUCUGAUAAUACGUGCUUCGCUGGUUCUUUGGACACAGCAAUAGGUGAGGGAAAGUGGAUGAUCGAAAGAAGACAUUUAAAAAUUAAAACAGCAGAACAGCUUUAAGCCUCCAGUGGCGAAGUGAACAGAUCAUCAUUUUUUGGCUGUUCUCAUCUGCAGCUUAACUAAGACUUUUUGGGGAGAGUGGCUCUUCAGAUACAAAUAUGUAUAGAAAUAUUAAGCAAGUUUUUUUCAAAAAGAAGCUGUAAAUAAUCUGUACUGAGUUGCCUGUACAACAACAAUGCAAAGACACAUAUGAAAGGAUUAAAGUUGGAAAUGGCUCACACACCUAAAGCUAUGGUCUAAGCCAGCUCCAUCCUGAGAGUCCCCCACAGGAUGACUGCUGUCUACCCCUCUGAGAGCAGCCCAGAUGGUGCUGAAGCUGGAACUGGGACAGCAGGCACCACUGGAAACAGCUCAGUUUCAGCAGAAGAUUCCAGGGAGUCUAACAGAGACUCUGGGGGAGAGUCCACCAUAGGGAAAGUUGUAGUUGCUGGUGGUCAAAAGUAUGCUCGCUGGAGUCGCCAGGAUAGCUCUGACAUUAACACAGACGAUGAGGGGGCCAGUGUCCGCCGCCUAACUCCUCUGGAAAGGCUUAACUUGGAUAUGUGUCAGGAUGAAAGGGUAGUCCGUGAGCUGACAGUGGGGAGAAGAAUUGCCUUCUACAAGAUUCGUGGUGAGAUAGGGUGUGGAAACUUCUCCCAUGUCAAACUAGGAAUUCAUGCUCUUACAAAAGACAAAGUGGCCAUUAAAAUCUUAGACAAAACUAAGCUGGAUCAGAAGACGCAGCGGUUACUUUCCAGAGAGAUCUCCAGUAUGGAAAAACUACACCACCCCAAUAUAAUACGUCUGUAUGAGGUGGUGGAGACCUUGUCACGGCUACACUUGGUGAUGGAGUUUGCAGGUGGAGGCGAGCUCUACACCAAGAUUACUACAGAAGGGAAACUUUCUGACACUGACAGCAAGAUUGUCUUUGCUCAGAUCCUCUCUGCUGUUAAACACAUGCAUGAAAACAACAUCAUCCAUCGUGACCUUAAAGCAGAAAAUGUUUUCUACACAAGCAGCUCUUGUGUCAAAGUUGGGGACUUUGGAUUCAGCACACUGAGCAGCCAUGAUGAGAUGCUCAACACUUUCUGUGGUUCUCCACCCUAUGCUGCUCCAGAGCUCUUCCGGGACGAACAUUAUGUUGGAGCUUAUGUAGAUAUUUGGGCUUUGGGAGUCAUGCUGUUUUUUAUGGUGACAGGCACCAUGCCAUUCAGGGCAGACACUGUGGCCAAAUUAAAGAGAUGCAUCAUGGAGGGGGCCUACACACUGCCCUCAUGGGUGCCAGAGGCAUGCCAGAGGCUAAUCGGGGGGAUUCUCCAGCCCAUUCCAUCUGACCGCUAUACGGUGGAGCAGAUGAUGGGCUGUGAGUGGCUUCUCCCUGUGGAAUUCCCAUGUGCCAUGGAGCCCUUUAAACUAGAUCCAUUUCAUCUCGCCGAGAGCAAACCAACAGAACUGCAGGAGGAAGAACUGGAGGUAAAGGCUGCAUUAGAGACUCUAGGAAUCACUUCAGAGCACAUCCUUAACAACCAGGGGAAAGACUGCAGAAGCUCCAUCACUGGGGUCUAUCGGAUCCUACUACAUCGGGCUCAGAAGAAAAGGGUUGUUGAGAGGGCCCCUGCUGUCACACAGAAAGUCGGACCGACUACAGCAAAUAAGAAGGAAAGGCUAAAAGCGUAUCGCAGUUUACGUCACACAUCUAAACUUUGUAUGAUUCUGUGACAAAAAAAAAAAUGUAUGCCUUGCUAUGGAAGGUGACUGAUUAUAUAUUCUGGGGUGAAAUUGCACAAAUUAGGAAUAGGAAUGCUUUUCAGUCCGUAGGUAGAAAUAAAACUAAAGAUAAUAUAAAAACUCACUCAGCUGCUGAAACUUGAUAUUUCUUACUUACUAUCUUUUAUUUUUCCUCUUAAUCUAGUCUCUGUGAGAUGUGUCGGAAAGUUGAAUGAUAUACUUUAUUUUUCAGAAAUUCAAUUCUUAUUAGAUUUGAAAUUAUAUGGAAUGUACAUUAGUUAUUUAACAGAAUCGUUAUAUUGCUAAUGAAUCUGAGUCAUAUAGACAAUAUACUUCUAGUUUACAUGCUUUAUAUAUCAGAAACUGAAAAAAAUCAAUGACAUGGAAAGUAAAGCAUACAUUCAAUACAUUAAAUAUGAUAUAUUUGAUGUUUAGUUGCACCUUACUCCAAUGCCUUAAGUCUUUUUAUUGUUUUGAAAUCAGAAUGGUUUCAGUGCUGUUUAUGAAAUUACAAGGAGAAUGUUCACAUAUGUGGUGUAUCUCUAUGAGAUGUUACAAAUAUUCACCUCACUGACCUCCAUAUGUUGGAUUUGGACUUUAAGAUGUUGCUUUAUUAAAACAAGCUUUCAGUACACAUUUACAGACUGACAGAACACGAAUCAGCGGGGUGACACAUUAUUUGUAGGUUUCAGGAAUGAGACAAAUUAUCUCAGAAUAUCAGGUUUUCCUAAAUCAUGCAAUACCAUGUCAAUGCUAA
This is a messenger RNA of Cyprinodon variegatus (sheepshead minnow), 2824 nucleotides long. It is a transcript of the gene nim1ka, whose product is annotated as NIM1 serine/threonine protein kinase. The transcript has 7 exons. The coding region runs from base 631 to 2058 and encodes 475 amino acids. Gene Ontology annotation, cellular component: cytoplasm. Gene Ontology annotation, biological process: microtubule cytoskeleton organization; protein phosphorylation; intracellular signal transduction. Lineage: Eukaryota; Metazoa; Chordata; Actinopteri; Cyprinodontiformes; Cyprinodontidae. The record is from RefSeq and is a predicted model, not a curated record. Gene Ontology annotation, molecular function: tau-protein kinase activity; protein serine/threonine kinase activity; ATP binding.